Molecule: messenger RNA, 1880 nt
Organism: Quercus robur (English oak)
Lineage: Eukaryota; Viridiplantae; Streptophyta; Magnoliopsida; Fagales; Fagaceae
Product: splicing factor SF3a60 homolog
Exons: 12
Coding region: 119-1651 (510 amino acids)
Biological process (GO): mRNA splicing, via spliceosome
Cellular component (GO): spliceosomal complex; nucleus
Molecular function (GO): RNA binding; zinc ion binding
Source: RefSeq, a predicted model, not a curated record
UAACAAAAAAAUCCACAGUUCACUCCCAGAAAGAGGAGAGAGAGAAAAACCCUAACUCUGAUUUCAACUUAAUCGUCCAGAGAGAGAGAGAGAGAAGAAGAAGAAGAAGAAGAAGAAGAUGUCGUCGACGUUGCUGGAGGUGACUCGGUCGGCUCACGAGGAGGUUGAGCGUUUGGAGAGGCUGAUAGUGAAGGACCUUCAGAACGAGCCCACUUCCAACAAGGACCGUCUCUUUCAGAGCCACCGCGUUCGCAACAUGAUCGAUAACAUUAUCUCCACCACCGAUAAACUCGUUGAGAUUUAUGAAGAUAAAGAUAAUGCCAGGAAAGACGAGAUUGCAGCUCUUGGAGGCCAAACCGCGGCGGGGACAAAUGUGUUUAGUGCAUUUUAUGAUAGAUUGAAAGAGAUUCGUGAAUACCAUAGAAGGCAUCCAGCUGCACGUGUUGUUGAUGCUAAUGAGGAGUUUGAGGGACUACUUAAAGAGGAACCGCAAAUUGAGUUCAGCGGAGAGGAAGCUAUGGGGCGAUACCUAGACUUGCAUGAAUUAUUUAAUCAGUUCAUUAAUUCUAAAUUUGGAGACCCUUCUACCGAGUACUCUACUUACCUAGAUGUUUUUUCACAACCACAUAAGAUUCCCCACAAACUGAAAUUAACAAGGCAAUACAAGGAAUACAUGGAGAAUCUAUUGGAGUAUCUAAUAUAUUUUUUCCAGCGGACAGAGCCCUUGCAAGAUCUUGAUAGAAUAUUCUCAAAGGUCGAGACUGAAUUUGAAGACCAAUGGGCAAAUAAUGCGAUAGAAGGAUGGGAGAACAUGGGUCAAGAAAAUGGAUAUGUUCCUGCUCAGCACACUGUAAUUGAUCUUGAUUAUUACAGCACAGUUGAGGAGUUGGUGGAAGUUGGUCCUGAAAAGUUAAAGGAGGCAUUGGCUGCAUUAGGACUAAAGACGGGUGGCACUGUUCAGCAGCGUGCAGAAAGGCUUUUCCUUACAAAAAACACACCACUGGAGAAGUUGGACAAGAAACAUUUUGCCAAAGGUUCACGUGUGUUUCAACAAAAUGGGACUGCUGCAGCUCUGCAACAAGACGAGAAUUCAAAAGAAAUUGCCCUAAUGGAAGCCAAAAUGCAAAAAUUGUGUGACUUACUGGAUGAGACAAUUGCACGAACAAGAGACAAUAUUGUGAAGAAGCAGGCUUUGACAUAUGAGGAAAUUGAAGCAGAACGUGAGGAGGAGGAAACACAAGCUGACACUGAAAGUGAUGAAGACGACCAGCAAAUUUACAAUCCCCUUAAGUUGCCAAUGGGUUGGGAUGGGAAGCCUAUACCAUAUUGGCUGUAUAAGCUGCAUGGUCUUGGUCAGGAAUUUAAGUGCGAGAUAUGUGGGAACUACAGUUACUGGGGUCGUAGGGCUUUUGAACGGCAUUUCAAGGAAUGGCGCCAUCAACAUGGGAUGCGCUGCCUUGGUAUUCCAAACACCAAGAACUUCAAUGAAAUCACAUCAAUUGAGGAAGCAAAAGACCUGUGGAAGAAAAUACAAGAACGUCAAGGAGUGAACAAGUGGCGCCCAGAUCUUGAAGAAGAAUACGAAGACAAAGAGGGAAAUAUUUACAAUAAGAAGACAUAUACGGAUUUGCAGCGCCAGGGAUUGAUUUGAGAAAAGAGAAAUUCGUUUUGUAUUUUUUGUACGGCUUAGAGGAAAAUACUCUUCCCGCAGGAUUGUAUUGUAAUUUAAACUUAAUGAAGACGCCCUUCUCUUUGAUGGUGAUUUGUUCGUUUCUGAUUCUUCUACUUAUAGACAAAAUAAUCCUUUUUCCCAGCAUCUUCAUGACUACUCGCACUGAUGAACACUUUAAUUGUGAAAUAUAUAUUACUCUUGAUCGACA